Messenger RNA from Fonticula alba, 2894 nucleotides. RefSeq lists its product as hypothetical. NCBI's taxonomy places the organism in Eukaryota, Rotosphaerida, Fonticulaceae. The record is from RefSeq and is a predicted model, not a curated record. Bases 70 to 2478 code for a protein of 802 amino acids. Gene Ontology annotation, cellular component: cytoplasm; Ino80 complex. Gene Ontology annotation, biological process: regulation of DNA-templated transcription. The transcript has 12 exons.
GCCCGCCCCUCGCGCCCCCGCCCAUUCUCUUUGGCAGCCAACUCCCUCGCGCGGGGAGCCCAUUCGCAAAUGACCUCCGACGCCCCGCCCGGCCUGGGGGACUCCCCUUCGGAGCAGACUCGACCAAUCUACCACCUCCCGCAGGCCAAGCUCCCAAGCCUGGAGCGGGAAAACCCGCCACGCUUCGCCCCAGCCACAGGCGACCAGCGCCAGGCGAUCAUCAUUGACAAUGGGUCCUUCAACUUCCGCGCCGGCUGGUCAAGUGACCCGGCUCCCUGCCUGGACUUUCCCAGCGUGGCCGCCAAGCCGCGGGUCAACCGCAAAACCGAUGACCCAUCGGCCAAUCUCACGCGCGUCGGCCACGCUGUCUACGCCGAUCCGACUGGCAGUCGCCUCCACGCACGCCAGCCCCACGGUGCAGACCACGGGCUCCUGGUCAACUUUGACGUCAUGGAGGAGAUCCUGGACUUUUCCUUUGCUCGCCUAGGCGUCCGUGGUCAAGCGGUGGACCACCCGCUGGUCAUCACGGAAGCCUUUUGCCUGCCGAAUGGCAUCCGCUCUGCCACCAACGAGAUGCUCUUCGAGCUGUACGGCGCGCCGGCAGUCUCGCACGGCGUGGACUUUCUCUAUGCCUACCACUAUGGCCUGUCGCAGGUGGGCUCCCAGUCGGCACCUGAUGCGUCGCUCAUUGUGGCUGCCGGCUACCGGAACUCACAUGUGGUGCCGGUUCUCGACGGCCAGGUUCAGUUCAACCAUGCCCGGCGCGUGGACCUUGGUGGCGCAUCCAUGGAGUCCCUUCUCGGAUCGAUCCUGUCCAUGAAGUACCCCCAUCUGCAGGAUCAGUUCAACUCGCCUCACACGCUAGCCAGUCUCAUUCAUGAGCACUGCCGCGUGAGUACCGACUAUUCCCGAGAGAUUAUGACCUUCUUCGACCGAUCAUCGAGCUCCCUGCUGCCAGAGGCUCUCAAGGGCCAGCCCACGCGCGACAUCUUCGAUCGGCUGAAUCGCAUCAUCCAAUGCCGCGUCAGCGAGGCUCUGCUCAAGCAAAAUAGCCCCGAGGAAAUCGAGCGCAUUCGGCAAAUGCGUGCCGAAAGCGGCCGCCGACUGCAAGAACAGGCGGCCAAGAAGCGCGCCGCCCGGAUGGCUCGGCUUGAGGAGGUGGUUGACAACUUGCGUGUCCACCUUGCCGAACAGGAGGUCUUGACUCCAAAAGCCUUCCAGGCGUACCUCUCUCGAAAUGGCUUCCAGUCGGUGGAUCAAUUGCUGGAGGCGAUCCAGCGAGCGGAAGGGGAACUGACCACCGCCCGGAAUCGCGCCCUCGGCAUUGACACCACCUCGUCCCCCAAGACCGAAGCCGCAUACCCCCUGUUGGAUGUGCCGGACGAACAGCUCACCCCGGCCGAAGUGCGCGAGAAGCGCAAGCAGCGACUGCUGAAGGGCGCGGCGGAUGCCCGGGCCCGGGCCCAAGAACAGCGUCAGACCGCACUCCAGGCCGAGGCCGAGCAAGCCGAGUUGGAUCGACUUGCCUACGAGGCCGACCCUCGUCUUUUCAUUGCACAGAAAUUGGCCGAGCGCCAGCGCAUCAUCGAGCGUCUGCGCGAGUCGCGCAGCCGGCGGCAGCAACUUUUGUCCCGGCAUUCGGCCACCGCGCAAAAGCGCAUGCGCCACCUGGCCAACCUGGCCUCCUCCGGUGAGGGGCUUUCCUCGGAUCCGUCCGGCGAGACCGGGCCCUCUCGGGGAGGGCGCCGCCGGGGGCGCGGUCGGGCUGGCGGCCGCGGCAACCAGGACGACAGUGACGAUGACAACUUUGGCGCCGAUGACAGCGAUUGGUCCAUUUACCGCGAGAUUUCUACGGAGGGUGAUCAGGAGGCUGAAGAGGAGGACCUUGCGCUGCUGGCGGCCAUCGAAACACAAAUUGUUCGGUAUGAGCCGGCCUUCACGCCGACUGACCUGUCGGCCCCGAAUGCGGUGGACUCGCUGCUGGUCGACCGCUCGCAGGACUGGCUCCUGGCCCUGCUGACGCAUGGUGUGGCUCUGCCGGCCUUUUUCAACACGCGCAAGCGCUCGCGCGGCUUCACCCCAACCAAUGUCAAGGAUGCCAUGCUGGCGCGCGGCAUCAGCGACGAGACCCUGAACCUACAUGAGCAGCAUCAGAUCCAUUUGAACAUCGAGCGCCUCCGUGUGCCCGAGGUGCGUCGCGCGCCGUGUUUUGCUUUUGGUUUUCGCACUUGCCGAUUGCAACUUACACAUCGGUGUGCUCAUUGUCCUGGCUCGCCUUGCCUCUCCGCCCAUGACCGGCUCUCAUGCGCGCCUGCGUACUCCUGCGCCACUUUGCCAUGCAGGCUCUCUUCCAGCCAUCGAUCAUUGGUAAUGAUCUGUGUGGCCUGUCGCAGACCGCUUCGCGGGUGCUUGCCGAGAUCAAUCCAACCGCACGCUCGCGCGUUGUUCAGGAUGUUUUCUGCACCGGCGGCCCGGUAAACCUCCCCGGCUUUGGCGAGCGUCUUUUUGCCGACAUCCGCAUGAAUUUGGACGAAGUCGAUGCGGCGUCACUGCGCCUGCGCGGCCCAUUUGGGCAGCUCGAUGGGCGUGGCGGGUCUCCAACUCAGGACACCCCUUUUCACGAUCCGACUCUCGAUGCGUGGCGCGGUGCGGCCAUGUCCGCCCGGGGGCCAGUAUUCACAAGCCGGCAAAUGUACGACGAGUUUGGGGCCGACUUCUUCCAAACACACCCGGCCUCGAAUGUGUACUUUUCGCUGGACUGAAUAUGCCGGUUGGCUCGGCGAGCUGUGGCCCGGCGGAAAAUACAUCUCCUUUGCCUCUGCCCACGUCCACCGAGGAAGACAGCCCACUGACCGGGAGGACAGAUGGGAGGAUGGAUCGGCGGUGGGGUUUCA